This is a messenger RNA of Hyaloscypha bicolor E, 750 nucleotides long. RefSeq lists its product as uncharacterized. The record is from RefSeq and is a predicted model, not a curated record. Lineage: Eukaryota; Fungi; Ascomycota; Leotiomycetes; Helotiales; Hyaloscyphaceae. The coding region runs from base 54 to 572 and encodes 172 amino acids. The transcript has a single exon.
UCUCUUCCUUGCCACCUGCGUCCUGAACACAUUGCUAACCCAAUGCAGCAUAUAUGAAGGUUAAGCUACAUGGCUCCUCCCUUGUUGCCGUCGCUGCUGCUUCUCGGUCUGAAGAUUGGCUGGUCGCUGGAGCUAGGCCUGGACUUUGUGCGCGUCUGCUUUGCCUAGGAACGAACAUAUGGGGUGACUUUGGCCUGAAAAAAUGGUUCCCUUUUCUUCUUCUUGCUUUCAUGAUAAUGGCCGGCGUGCCCUGGGUAUUUGCGUUCCUUUUCAGGGACGGCUGCUGCGUGCUACUGUCCCUCACUGAGGUGCGCCGCUCAGCGGGGUGGAAGACACCUCCUCUGUACCUCGUCUUCUCCAUAUGCGGUGCAAUUUCAAUAAUAAAAAAAGCUUACUUCUAUCAAUGCUUGAUGCUGGAAUGUGAUUGCUACAAGAGGUUGCGGGGAUGUGACCAAGCGCUUUGGAGCUUCCCACUAAGGAAUCUCCUCGAUACGGGGCAAGGCCAUUUUGCUGUGCCUCGUCCUCUUCAUACAGUAUAUAAAUCGAAAGAGGUUGCUUCCAUCAAAGCUUGAUGCUGGGGCACGUCAAUGCUGCGAGAUUCUGGAGAAGGCGUGAGGUUGGGCGAUGUCGGCAAAAUUUGAGGUUGUCGGGAGAAUGCCGGCGUGCGGCACCGGGAAGCGGCGUUACAAUUUUCCUUGAUAGGGGGUGAGUACUCUGGAUUUCCACAAAACAGGUCUUGAUGAUUGGUUC